UCUUAUUUUUGUAAUUACUAUUCCUCUUUUUCUAUUAUGUGCAGAAAUAUGAGGAAUCAUGAUAUAGCCGCAAUGAUUUUUUCUCUUAUUUAGAAUUGCUCCCCACAGUGAUAAAGGUAUUUUGGGCUCUGUUCAAAUGUUUCCUACGUCUAUGGCAGUCUAUGGCAUUCAUAGAUUUGUUUACUUUUUCGAAAAGAUUAAUUAUUUUAACUGUGUGAGGUAAAACAUUUUCAUUGUUUCAAUAAAGCGCACAAAAUUGAGACUUCUCUGUCAUAAGGAAAGAUCGUAUAAUUAUGGUGAUGACAUGAUGAGUAACAAGAAGCAGAUAAGAAACAAGGUUAUAAGAAACAGAUAAGAAUAAUUACUGUACUGUACUGUACUUGGUUUGGUCAGAGAUGUCCAGUUCGUGAAUAUUGUUUAUCGCUUUGAAAGUGUCGACGAGAAAAUUUGCAAGGAAAAUGUUGUGUCGCGAUGGAGCUGUUAGUUUGUUUUGCUUUAUCGUGACGAGUCUAGUCUGUUUUUUCCCUGAACUACAAUUCAGGUUAGGAUUCAAUAUUUAUGCCGCAUAUUUUACAAAUAUCUGGCUUCCACAUGUGAUGCAGUACAUUCUCAUAAAUGUAUUCGCAUUUCUGAUAUUUCGCGGUUUUACUUAUCAAGUGGCAGUCAGAGCAUUGUUUCUUGGAUAUGUAUUUGGAAUUGGUAUUUUAGUAUCGAUCAAUGCUCCGCCAUCAUGGCAGGUGUUUGGCAUUUAUACAGCGGUAUUAACAAGUUUUCAUUAUUCGGAAUUUCUAGCUAUAGCAUGGACGAAUCCAGCUGUAUUAUCAAUCAACAGUUUCAUUCUCAAUCAUAGCAUAGAAUAUGGAAUAGCAGCAUGUCUUAGUUGGACCGAGUUUCUUAUAGAAAGGCAUUACUUUCAAAGAAUGAAAUUGCUGUCUCCUGUGUCUUAUUUUGGUCUGGCAUUAUGUAUUUCUGGUGAAAUUAUGAGAAAGCUAGCAAUUUGUACUGCAAAGCACAAUUUUAAUCAUGUCGUACAAAGUGAAAAAAACGACAAUCACGAACUUAUUACACAUGGUGUAUAUAAUAUUUGCAGGCAUCCUAGUUAUGUAGGGUGGUUUUAUUGGUCUAUAGGAACACAGUUGAUACUUCAAAAUCCACUAUGCAUUCUUGCAUACACAUUGAUGUCAUGGACUUUCUUCUAUGAUCGUGUUCUUAUUGAAGAAAUGACUUUAUUAAAUUUCUUUGGUGAAGACUAUGUUAAAUAUCAAGAAAAAGUAGGUACUGGACUUCCAUUUAUCUCUGGAUAUAAAAUCAAUUCGUAGCAUUUAACACUGCUAUAAAAUCUCAUUUUAUAUAUUUAAUUUUAAUAUAUUAAAAGAAACAUGUUUUGUAUAUUUAUAGAAAUUAAUUUCAUUAAUCAAAUAUAGAAGUUUUUUUUAUAUAUAUACAUUUAUAAAAAGAUAACUUAUUAACUGUCACCAUCACUGGUUUUGUUUUCAUUUAUCAUUUAAAUAAUUUUAAUUAUUUGUGAUAUAUAAUUAUAUGUACACUUGAUGCCAAUUUACAUAUUCAUUUAAUUGUAAAUUUCAUAUUUAAAAAUUUUUAUGUAUGAAUAAAUUCUCAGGUUUAACAUAAGUAAUACUUGUUACUAAAUGAUUACAUGUAUGCGCUGCUAAAAAUAAUAAUAUAUACUUUUUGCAAAUAAA
Messenger RNA from Pogonomyrmex barbatus (red harvester ant), 1703 nucleotides. RefSeq names its product isoprenylcysteine carboxylmethyltransferase ste14 (gene ste14). The record is from RefSeq and is a predicted model, not a curated record. Gene Ontology annotation, biological process: C-terminal protein methylation. Gene Ontology annotation, molecular function: protein C-terminal S-isoprenylcysteine carboxyl O-methyltransferase activity. NCBI's taxonomy places the organism in Eukaryota, Metazoa, Arthropoda, Insecta, Hymenoptera, Formicidae. Gene Ontology annotation, cellular component: membrane; endoplasmic reticulum.